Molecule: messenger RNA, 1272 nt
Organism: Branchiostoma floridae (Florida lancelet)
Lineage: Eukaryota; Metazoa; Chordata; Leptocardii; Amphioxiformes; Branchiostomatidae
Exons: 3
Coding region: 140-1024 (294 amino acids)
Biological process (GO): apoptotic process; proteolysis
Cellular component (GO): cytoplasm
Source: RefSeq, a predicted model, not a curated record
GCUAGACUGGCUUACCAAGUACCACAGUGUCCACUACCCAAACCUCCCACAGGACGUCACCUGCAUCAUCGGCCACGCUGACAUCACAGAUACGGCGGCACGAAACAUCUGGGAACAGCGCUAUCCACAGGCAGACCUCAUGACGUUCAACCACGUCAUACCCGAGGAUACAGAGUUCUUCAAGGGAGGUCAGAAGGCCAUGAAAGCAAGGAAGAAAGAGAAGAAUAUUCUUCAUAACUCCAACAAUGCAAAGGUAACUUUCUCGGUGGGCAGGCGAAUCUUCGACCACUACAAGACCAAGUACAGAGGAGAAAAGAAACCACAGAGUCACCACAUCUUUCUCCCGAAGCCAUCCCACAUGUUCCUUGCCAUCGAUGUGAAUCCUGUAGACAAAGACUCAGAGAAGGUCGUCCUGUCCAUCGGCAGGGUGAGGAAGGUGGAGAAGCUGAAAGGUCAUGACCUCAUAGCACAGUCCAUGAGGAAAGUGGUGAGGAUAAUCAAGAAUGUCCGUUGGGCCGUGCGUGGCAUCAGCGAGGAUGAUUGGGAGACGAGCCUGAAAAUCCUGGAGGACAACUUGAACAGCCCCGAUCUGAAUCCCACCCUCCUGCCGUACGGAACCCAGGAGGACAUCAGGGACGACAUGAUGACAGCCCACCUGGUCCUGAUGCCGUCCCGCUCUGAGCCGUUCGGACUGGUCGGCCUGGAGGCCAUCGCGGCGGGCAUCCCCGUCCUCAUCUCCGACAAGACCGGCCUGGCAGGGAUGAUCCUCGACCUGAUCAAACAGAAGAAGCUCAGCGCAGAGCACAGGCACGUCAUCGUGGAGACCAGCGUGAAUGACUUCGAUCGAGCCGGAGACGCGAAGAGGUGGGCAGACAGAAUCGUGGACAUCCUCAACCACAGCGACUCGGAGUUCGCGAAAGCCGCCCGGUUGAAGCGGGAGCUGGUGGAGUCCAGGUACUGGGAGGAAUCCCACCGCACCUUCCUGCAGGCCUGCGGCAUCCCGGCUGGAGCUGCAGAUCUGUAGAGGUUAGGGGGCAACAGUGGGAGCGGCGAUGCAGCAAUCGUUCUGACCUGACUGAGACAAAUGGGCCGACCGGAUGCAGUAAGAGCUCACGGGGACCCUUAAGCCUGGCAAGAACUCAUGAUGUCAUCACUGAAGUGAGAUACUUCAAGUGAUAUUCAACCGGAGUACAAGCAGAAUUAGGAAGGAUCUACUGAGACUCCGUUUGACAGAUAUAUAAAACUUCCUAUGGGAGUAGUUUGCGUGAAUUA